CGAAGCGAGAAGAGUGCUUCCUGUAUCAAUUCAACUGUGUCAAGUUUGUUUUCUCUUUCACCAUUUAAUGAUUUAUUUGUAACUAAAAUGUAGUGGAUUACUAAAAGACAGACAACCUUUCUGAUUUUUAAUUGCAAUAUGUUCGAAAGAAAACUGUGACAGACAUAAACAUGAGCAAAAUAGCAAAUGGGAACGUUGUGUAUUCGGGUUGGUUGGUAAAGUCCCCUCCUGAGAAUAAAUUUCGAUUGAGUGGUCCGUGGAAAAUAUUUAGAUCGUUCUCUCAGGAUGCUAUGGACACAAGUAAAUGGAAAAGACGAUUUUUUAUCUUAUUCAAACCACAAGGAAGCUUACCUCACCAGUAUGUUUUAAACUACUACAACAAUGAAGAAGGAAAAAAGCUGAAAGGUUACAUUGACCUUGAACAUUGUGAACAGAUUAUUGAAUCCUUGGAUUUGGAUUUGUUUCCUUUUCUUUUGGCCAUUAAAACUUAUCAUAAGAACCGUGAAAGGACAUAUUUCCUGGCUGCCGACACUGAGGAACAAAUGACCUCGUGGGUACGAAACCUCUGUAGUGUUUGUGGUCUUAAGCCAGAGGACAACUCUUCUGAUUUACCACCCCAGAGAGAAGAGGAUAAUGAUACAUUCACCACAAUUCAAAAUGUGCCAUCGUCUAUUACUAAACAACCAAUUACACAACCAACUCAAGGAAUCAUGCAUGUUCCGCAGAGUCGCGAUCGGAAAAAUUCUGACAGGGAUUAUGUUCCCUUGACAAAUUGUAGAACUGGAACCGUAUCAAGAAAACCACCUUUAUUAAGGCCAGAUAGUGUUGAUAGUGUACCAGAUGAAAUAGCCCCUCCACCACCUGUUAAAAGGGGCCAAGUGAUUGAGGACGAUGUGUUUCAUACACAAGUGUAUGAUAUGCCACCAAAGGCUCAUGAUAUGAAUGUGACUAUGCCAGCUCCUAAAAUAUGUACAUCUUCAGAGUCAUCAUCCAAAGAUGAUUCUACGUUAGAUGUGUAUGAUGUCCCACCCCCAGGGCACCCCCCUCGUCACAGUCCGAGUACCCCUCGUUCAUCAAGUAGUGAAAGCCAUAAGGCAGACUCAGCUUAUUCUUCACAGUCGGUCCUUACAUAUGAUCAUCCUCCAAGUUCAGAAAAGAAUGUUGUGAGUGACGAAACUUAUGACUAUCCUCCCACAAAUCCUCAUAACUUGCCAAAAAUGGACGAUGUACCUCCGGUAAGACCACCUCCGCCAAAGUCGUAUCUGCAACAACAAGAACCAUACCAAAAUAUUCCUCCAAAUAGUAAAAUGUUGAAUGAAGGAAUUGAUAGUUUAGACAUAAACAAAGUUGUUCCUAUGUCAACAAACCUUAGUGCAAAUGUUCCGUUAUCUUACGAUUUUCCGUCAAACAAUGCUUCUACACAAAGUGCAUAUGAUUUUCCAACAUCAGGACAGAGUGGUUCUAGUUUAUUAGUGAUUCCUCCACCUGGAUGUGGUAUUGAUUCCCAUAGUUACAUAAACGCUGCCACACGACCUGUGUCACAUGCACAUGAGGAUAUGUAUUUAGCAAUGGACGGUCUUGUGCCGCCUGCUGUGGUAGAUAGGACAUCUUCUAUAUCAGAUAGUGGCAAGUCACAUGACAGUUACACUCUAAUGUCUGAGUUGAAUGUAUACGAUCAUCCUCCUCCUCAGAGGCCACCUAGGAUUAGUAAAGUUAUCCCUAAACCUUGCAAUGGCGAUGCCUACACAAACAUCUACAAAAAUGAGAGAACACGAAGCUUUAAAAAAAAUAACACCAUUAAUAAUCCACCAUUUGAUUUUCCAAGUGGCCGAGAUCCAUAUGCUGGUAAAAUGUCUCGAUCACUCCAACAUAGCAUACCUUUACCAAAAAAUAAUAAUCCACAUCCAGAUUUAACUACAAGUUCAGAAGAUGAAGAGGAUGAUCGCAUAGCUGACAUCGACCAGGUAAUGGUGCCAUAUCCAUAUGAAGAACAUCAAAAGAGUCAAAAUUGGAAUAAAGUGCCCCCUCCUAUGAAAAGUGAUAAAGAUGAGCUGAAAUAUUUAGAACUGGACCUAGUAGACCAACCUACAAGUCAACCGAUACAUCUUACUCAUGCUGAGACCGGGAAUAAUACACCCACUGAAUACAGAGAGAUAGACUUCGUAAAGACGACAGCUCUCAGGGAAGUGAAAAAGACUGUCGAGGGACAAAGAAAACAGGAUGAAAAUUGAUGAUUGGCUGAAGAUUAUCCAAUCAAAUUGUUUGUGUUAUAUUCAAAUUGUAUAAGAUCAGAUGUAAUGAGUUUUAUGAAUGGAUAGUAUUAACUGUAUAUAGUUCAUAACAUAUUGUAUUGUAAUGUAUAGCAAAAACAUCAUAGUUUGGUCUUUGAAUGUGAGUUUUUAAUACAUUUUUUGAAAAUAAUAAAAUCAUGAUUAUGUCAAAUCAAAAUGUCCAAAACUAUUUAGAUUACUUAAAUGGAAUUUCAGAUUUAGAUGCAAGAAAAAUUUAUAAAAAUAUUUAGCCACUAUCUAAAUUUAUAUUUCUAACAAUAUUUUUAAAGUUGAAGGACAAAACAGUAAUAUGAAAAAACAUUUUUUCAAACUUUUCGAUAUGGAAUUGCAAUUGCUGAGAGUACUUCAUUACUCUAUGGUAUGUUUUGAAUAUGUUCUGAAUUAUCCAAUCAAAAAUCUUGUUAUAUCUGAUUUUUAAAUGUUAAGUUUUGUUAUAAAUCUGUCUAUUAGCUUCUGAUAAUUUCAAUGUUGUAUUGUAAAUCAACUAUCCUUAGUAUUCAUUCCAUCGCAUUAACUUUUAAUUGACAAUGAAACUUGUUUAAUAUGAAAUAUAUUGUCAUGCAUCAAUUAAGUUUUGUCGCACAUUUAGUUAGGACAUUACUAACAUUUCAUAACGAAAUUGACUUUUAGAUUAUUAUAAUUUUUGUUUACUACUGCAAAAUUUCCAGAUACGUCAAUUGCAAUUUUGAAUUACAUUUAAAAACUGUUGGCAGUGUCAUAUUAAAAAAAUUGCAGCGACAUAAAUAAAAAGUUCUUCAAACAAAAAUACCCUAUCUUUUCUGAUACAGGUUAUGACUUGAUAUCAAGGUCGUAGAACCAAAUUGUAAGAAAUUUAGUUUAACAAUGGAAUAACAUACAAUGUUUUACAUUGUACAUUGUUGUAUUUACAAAUAUUUCUUGUUUUGUCUCGGAAUUUUAUUUGAAGCAAGUUCCAUUGGCGACACAUUAAUUUGUUCUUUAACACCUAUUUUUCCAUUUUACGCCACUUUGUGAUUAAAUGAUUUUAUUGUACAUAGUAUUCCUAGUGUUGUGACUCCUGUCACUGCCAACAUCAGUAACACACAGUAAAAACUUAUGUUAAGGUUCUCUUUAUAAAUUAGAAAAUAAUAAAUUCAAGAUAUUUGGUUAUUGUAAAGGUCUUCAGUUUUGGUAAGUCCGAUCGGAUUUUUAUUUAAUAUCUUGUAUUUGAAAUUUUUCAUUUGAGCAAGUUGAGAAAUGGUACUUGAUAGUAAUAGUAAACAUACACACUUUUUGGUUUUAAACCAGAUCUGAAUCAUUUAUUGUGUUAUUUUGGACAAUCAGACAUCAUUAUAUUUUGCAUUGACAUAGAUACAUCUGCUAAGAAUGGGUGUCCGUGAAAUUUAAAGCAUUUAAUGCACAAUUUAUGUUCACAAAUCAAGAUUUACUGAGUUUCAUGAAGUUUUGGGUAUUUUACAUUUUUGAAACAAGAAAUGACGAAUAAAUUCAUUGUUUACAAACUUCAAGGAUGAAUGUGUGUCUUCACAAUCAUGCUCCAGAUUUAUUUAACAAUCCUUUUGGAAAGAAUAUAAAACCAAAGCAAACAAAUUUGUAAAAGAAAAUUACAAUAAAAAUUAUGUAAAUUAUUUAUUAUCAAUAAUAAUAUAUCAUAAGAGGUCAUAAAAACAACUGAAACAGUGUCUUUUUUUUUCUAGUCAUUAAUUUUUUCAAAAUUUUAUUUCUGUAUUAUUUUAAUAUAUAUUUAGGAAAUGGCAGUUAUUUUUGUAUCAUUAUAUAUAUAUAUAUAUAUUUUAUUUUAUUUUCUCCAUUGUCAUUUUUUCGCAUUCAAUAUUUUUGUAUUUGCUUUUAGUAUUGAUUAUCCUUGCACAUGUUUUAUGUAAUGCUAGGCUACAAAAAAAUAAAACUACAGUAAUUCAGUAAUUUUCAUAAUCACCAUUUCAAAACCUAAUGAAUAAUAAGUAAUUUUGUGCAAUGAUAGACCAAAAUAUGUAAACAUGCAUUAAGGGUUUGCUUUAGUUCGAUCUUAAGGUGGUACCCAACACCUUGACUAAAAUUAAUUUGGCUCGUUUGAUUUUCAUAAAAUUUGGAAAAAGUCUUUGAAAAAAAUAUGAAAAUUUCAAAAAUUAAAUGCUUAGUGCUUGAUUUUACAGAGUUAUCUCCCUGCAGUAUUCCUUUCUUCAUACAAAAACAAUCGAAAGUCAUAGAAGUUCUGUGAUAUACAGAUUUUAGUAUACCUUUUUUAAUUGUCAAUAAAAGUUUAAAUGUCCUGAUUUUGCAUUAAAUAUUAACCACUGGAAAGUAGCAACCAAAAAUCACUCAAACAAUUCCUUAGAUUUUGAGAUGGAGAAUCGAAGAUUUAUUUUGUAGAACAAAUAACAACUCUUGCUGUGUAUUUUAUCAGUAACCUAUACAUGUACAUAACCUACACCAGAUAAACCACUCCUGUGUUAACCUCUGUAUUGUAGAUGUAAUUUUAUUAUGUUUUUGCUAACCUUUUUAUGAUAGUUUUACUAAAUGCAUGUUCCAAGAUUUCCAUUUGCCAAAAUUUUUGUAUUAUCCACAAAACUUGAUAGAUAGUUAGUUACUAAGAAACAUAUUUUAAUACAGCUAUUUAUUUUUAUGAAAUAUAUUCAAUGAAUUUUGUAAAUAAACCUUUACUAGUGUGCUUUAUCAAUUCGUUGUUUCAGAAUCUAAUGCAUCCUGGGUAAUAUUUUCAAAAAUGUACAUCAAAUGUCCUGAUUGGUUAAAAAUGUCAUGAACAAUGGACAUUUAACCAAUGACGUGACAUUAUUUUCAUUUUGGGGUACGAACGAUGAAAUUAACCAUGAUGUUUUAGAUUCUGAAACGGCCAAUUCAGUGAUGUGAAUAUUUUUUGUUUCUCCAUGUAAAGUUUGUCACAAAUUUACUGACAUGUAUAUGUAACUUGCCAAAGAAAUGAAAGGUCUUUCCUGCUGUCAAUAUUGUACACACACAAAAUAGCUAUUUUUUAUGCUCCUACAAGUCCUAAUAAGAAACAAUUACAAAACAUUAAAAUAACUGUAUUUUAACCACAAAGCACCCUUGUAUGAUGAGGAGGGAGGGAUGUAAGUCAGAAGUGGUUUUGAUUAGUGUCCCGAAGUUCAUAAAGAAAAGGAAAAAAAUAUCUAUAACAAAAGUUAUAGUUAUGACAGAUUUGAUGUCAAAUGGAGGACUACAAUUUAAUUUUACAAGUGAAGUUGACAUUAAAUUGGAUGGCAUACUAAACAAACAAAAA
Molecule: messenger RNA, 5523 nt
Organism: Mytilus trossulus (common blue mussel)
Lineage: Eukaryota; Metazoa; Mollusca; Bivalvia; Mytilida; Mytilidae
Product: GRB2-associated-binding protein 1-like
Exons: 7
Coding region: 171-2231 (686 amino acids)
Biological process (GO): signal transduction
Cellular component (GO): cytoplasm
Molecular function (GO): signaling adaptor activity
Source: RefSeq, a predicted model, not a curated record